This is a messenger RNA of Talaromyces marneffei, 984 nucleotides long. RefSeq lists its product as uncharacterized. The transcript has 2 exons. Lineage: Eukaryota; Fungi; Ascomycota; Eurotiomycetes; Eurotiales; Trichocomaceae. The record is from RefSeq and is a predicted model, not a curated record. Bases 1 to 984 code for a protein of 327 amino acids.
AUGGUGUUCAUUCCCAGAGCAUACAAGCACCAUUCUUUGGCGCUGUAUUUGAUGAUCGCUGAAAUUCCAUUUAUUCUGCCGGUACUCAUUUUGACCGGUAUUGCUUCACACGAUACAUAUACAACGAAAUUAUGGCAAGAUGGAGCAAACAACGGCUUCAAUAGCGCUCCCAAUCAAAUUGUCUACGCUUUGACAAAUGGCCGAACAUACAAUGUGCCUAUUGUCUGGAGUUCAGUAGUGUACAACUACGACCUUAUCAUCGGUGUUCUCAGCACCUUUAUCAUUCUAGCCAAAGUGCCGGUCCACGUGCUCCGUUUCUUCUAUCCACCAGUGUCAGCCGUCGUGCACGGCAUCCUAUGCAUCCUCUACAUCAUUGCUGCAUGCUUCCAAGCCGGCUCCGACACGACGGAUUCUCGUCACCCCCAACAUGGCCCACCUUGGUACAUCACCAAGUCAUGCAGCGUGGCCUAUAGCCGCAGUAACAUCGGAUACUGUCAACAGGCCAAAGCCCUGUUCGCCUUGACCGUUGUCGCCGUUGUGUUAUACUUCGUUGAAACCAUACUGGCGAUCAUGUCCUGCUUCGCGAGCCAAGAAGAGAAGGAUGCAUGGCAAAGACGCCAGGAAGAGAAGCGCGAAGAGAAGGAAGCCGAAGACCGUGCUUUGCGCGAGUACGAGGAUAUCAUAAACUCGCCUGCUUUCCCUCCCCCAGCCAUGCCUGGAGCCGCGUACACCCCCGGACUAUCGCCUCAACCAAUGUACUCGCCUUUUCAUCAGACACAUUUCUUCCAAAGUCAGGCACAAUACCAGUCUCUCAACGAUCCAUCUCCAUCGUCGUCUAGUGACCUUCCAUUCCGGAACUGGAAUACGCCCAAAACAUCUUCAUUCCCUAACGGUGGUCACAUCUCCGUGAAUAUUUCUGAAGCGGGCGAACAACAACAGGAACAACCCUACUUCCCACCGCCGCCUAAAAAGGCUACUAAAUAA